AUGGCUUCAGGAAACUACACGAUGGACCUGGCGAGGUUCGCAGCUAGCCUCACUUCUAAAGCGCUGCCAAAGAGCCUAUACGGCACUCCUCCUAUUCUCGUGAUCGACAUCAUCACAGCUAUGCUGACCGACAUGUCAGUCGCAGCCAUAGACGGCUCAGAGACCACAAUCUUUGGCGCGAUGUAUCUCAACGGUAUUGCAGCCGGUGCAUUACAAAUCGAGCACGUCGUGCUGAACGCGCAUCCGUCCUCCUCUGUCCUCCCCGCUCUGCUAGUCUACGCCUCCACUCGAAACACAAACACCAGUGGCGAGGACUUCCUCACUGCUCUCGCCGCAGGCUACGAAGGCUGCGCGCGAAUCGGCCUCGCAUCAUGCUCCUCAGUAGAAGACGAACGUGGUUUCAAGAACCCGGCCAUCAACGGACAGCUCGCCAUGGCGGCGGCGGUCGGUAACCUCCUCAGCUGGGACGCCGCGACCAUCGCGUCCGCUAUGGGGCUCGCGGCAUCAAGUUCAGGCGGUCUCGUGGCUUUCCAGACGACGGACGCCAAGACGAAGUAG
Colletotrichum abscissum is the source of this 558-nucleotide messenger RNA. RefSeq lists its product as uncharacterized. The transcript is spliced from 2 exons. The coding region runs from base 1 to 558 and encodes 185 amino acids. The record is from RefSeq and is a predicted model, not a curated record. Lineage: Eukaryota; Fungi; Ascomycota; Sordariomycetes; Glomerellales; Glomerellaceae. Gene Ontology annotation, molecular function: lyase activity.